This is a messenger RNA of Colius striatus (speckled mousebird), 3871 nucleotides long. It is a transcript of the gene NUB1, whose product is annotated as negative regulator of ubiquitin like proteins 1. NCBI's taxonomy places the organism in Eukaryota, Metazoa, Chordata, Aves, Coliiformes, Coliidae. The record is from RefSeq and is a predicted model, not a curated record. Gene Ontology annotation, molecular function: protein binding. Bases 1514 to 3355 code for a protein of 613 amino acids. Gene Ontology annotation, biological process: regulation of ubiquitin-dependent protein catabolic process. The transcript has 15 exons.
UAAGCCAGGGAAAUGGUAUAAGGUUUACAAGGCUAAGUGCCGAAUGCUGUGCUUUGACCACAACAACCCCACACAACAUUACAGGCUUGGGGAUAUGUGGCUGGCAAGCUAUCUGGCUGAAAAGGGCUUGGGAGUGUUUAUCGACAGCAGUUGAACAUGAGCCAGCAGUCUGCACAGGUGGCCAAGAAGGCUCCUGGUAUCCUGGCCUGUAUCAGAAAUAGUGUGAUCUCCAGGAACAGGGAAGUGACUGUCCCAUUGUACUGUGGCUCAGGCCACAGGUCAAGUGCUGUGUUCAGUUUUGGGCUUUUAACUACAAGGACAUUGAGAUACUGGUGUGUCCAGAGAUGAGCAACAAAGCUGGUGAAGAGCCUAUAGUGCAAGUCUUAAAAGGAGUGGCUGAGAGAACUGGGUGUGUUUAGUCUGGAGGAGGCUGAAGGGAGAUAUGCUUACUCCCUUCAACUACCUGAAGGAGCAUUGUAGUGAGGUUGGGGUUAGUCUCUUCUCUCUAGUAAUGAAUUAUAGGACAUGAGGAAACAGGCUCAAGUUGUGCCAGGGUGUUAGCAUUACUGUAUAUGGAAAGUUAGAAAUAGUUAGGCUAAGGUCUGUAUCGAGGCCUAGUGAGCAGUGUGGGAUGUUGAUGUAACCUAGCAGUCUAGGGAACUAGUGGGGCAUGCUGAGCUUGUGCAUUCUUGCUUAAACAAAGCAAAGAGAUUAGUGAAGAAUACUGAACGCUGAAUCUUGUUUUUCUCAAAGAAAUCGUUAUCUCGAAUGUUUACCUGUUUGUUAUCUAUGGAAAUUUCUUGUUGUGGAUUCAGAUAAGCAUAGUCUCAAGUAACUACAUGAAAGAGCACAACAUAAUCCUAAUGUCUAAGAAAACUGGUAAACAUCACGGGGACCUGAUGAAGUAAUCAUUUGUGGAAAGUAUAUAAACUCUGUGAAAUUUUCUGUUAGUGGGGGCUCUGACUUUGGACACUAGUCCUCAGGUCCCUAGGGCCCUCAAUAAAGCACCACAUAAAACGACCUCGGUUGUUUUGUGUUUUCCUUCGGGAACGGGCAGCAAGGGGAGGUUUAGGUUGGAGAUGAGGAAGAACGUCUCCCCUGAGAGAGUUGUCACUGUCCCACGCUGCCCAGGGAGAUGGUGGAGUCCCCACCCCGGAAACAUUUCAAGGCCGUGUAGCUUAAGGCCAUGUUUUAGCAUUGGGCUUGGCAGUAUAAGGUGAGAAGUUUGACUCGAUGACCUGAAAAGGCUUUUCCAACCGAAACGGUUCUGUAAUUCUAACUGGAAUAUGACAGAGCAACGGCAGCACCUGCACUGACAAACAGACACGCCACGAGCACCUCCCCGUGAGGGCAGACCACUAAGAUGGCGGCCACGCACGCGACGACAUCCGCCUCACUGCCACUCCUCCGGCCCUUCCAGGCCCCCGUAGGAACCCGCCUACUCCCCACCGUUAAACGGCUGCCGUGACGCGCACAUCACAUCCCCCGGAAGGCGAGCAGCAGUUGCGCAGAAAUGGCACAAAAGAAGUAUUUAAUAGCAAAACUGACAAGUUGCUUAAGAGAGGACAAAAUUCAACUAUGGAAAUCACCAUAUACAAAUGAAAAAAAAGAAGCUGGUGAAGAGAUGAAGGAACUUGUACAAAAAUACUCAUCCAAGCUGCAUAUCAAGGAGAAUGAUGUGGAGAAUGUGCUGGAAGAAAUACGGUGCAAAGCAGUCGAGCGUGGAACAGGAAAUGAAAAUUUUAAAGUGACUGGGAUUGCAAGACUUGAUAUAUACCUGCCUCGUAGAAAAAGCAGAAAAAUCCUAUUGGAAACUAACCUGUUCAUUACAGGCAAGGAGCUGAGAUCACAGAUAGCACAGGAACAUGCAUUAGAAGAAAAUGCAAUCAAAAUAAUAAUAAAUAAGAAGCAGCUUGACCUGGGCAAAACUCUCGCAGACCAGGGUAUAACACACAAUGCAAAAGUGAUGGUGCUUCAGCUGGAACAGAGUGAUGAAGAAACUAAAAGAAAAGUUCAGGAAGAGGAACUUCAAUUACAGAAAGAAAAAGAAAUAAAUGACAAGAUGCAAAGAACUAAGAAGGGUUUGGAAAUUCUGGCAGAGAGAGAAGAGUACUUGGAUCCAGAUUCUGUUCCAUACCUAGAUAUAGCUAAUCAGACUGGAAAGUCAAUUGAGAUUCCUCCAAGAGCUAAAAAAGCACUUGUCCUGGCAAUGGGUUAUCAUGAGAAGGGCCGAGCCUUAAUGAAGAGGAAGGAAUAUGAAGUAGCGCUGCCAUAUCUGUUGGAUGCUGAUAAACACUUCUGCGAGUGUAGCACAGAACUGCUGAACACAGUUGAUAACUAUGCAGUACUGCAGCUGGACAUAGUGUGGUGCUACUUCCGCCUGGAGCAGCUGGACUGCCUGGAUGAUGCAGAGAAGAAGCUGACCACAGCACAUGGGUGCUUCCAGAAGUGCUACGGGGAGAACCACGAGAGACUCAUUGAUAUCAAAGGAAGUUGUGGUCGUGAGAAGGUUUUAUUUCUACGGCUUUACCUCCUUCAAGGUAUAGGACACUAUCACAGUGGCAGAGAAAAGGAGGCUGCAGAGUAUAUUCAGAAGGCCUCUCGUUUGUAUGAAGAGCUGUCCAUAGAUCCUGAUAAAGUUCAUUGCUUGUCACUCCUGGGAUUCUCCGAACAGGAAGCUCGCCUUGCCCUGCGAGCAUGCCAUGGGAACGUGGAGCAUGCUGCCAAUCUCAUCAGCAACAGGAGAGAGGAAAAGGCACGCAUAAAGAGGGAGGAGAGAGCGAAAAGAAGGCAACGACAGGAAGACAUAAAUACCUUGAAAAGCAUGGGCUACUCAGAGAGAGCUGCUCAAGUGGCUCUUCAUCAUACACAAGGAAACCUGGACCAAGCUUUUAAAUUUAUUCUUGACAAUCCUGAGUUACUGUUGGAAGAUGAUGAUGAUGAUGAUCCUGUGGCCACGGACCAGUUUCAGGUUUCCCAGGAAAGCAUUGACCAACUGAUGUAUAUGGGUUUCAGCCGUGAGUCGGCAGAGCAAGCUUUAAAGGUCUUUAAAGGCAACAUCCACGUCGCGUCCCAAACCCUUGCGCAUUACGGGGGAGCCCUUCCGGCCUCUCUGCAGCCGUCUCCAGUGGGCUCCAGCCCCUCGGAAGAGUCGGCUUCAUCCAAAGAGUCUCCGACCGAGUCUGCAGAAGGUUCUUCUAGUUCAGCAACGGACGAAGACAUGGAGACCGAUGCAGUCAAUGAAAUCCUAGAGGAUAUUCCGGAACAUGAAGAGGAUUAUCUGGAUUUAACACUGGAGGAAGAGGAACAGAUCAUUCAUGAAUACUUAUCCUAUAUACAAGUAUCGCAGCAUUAAACACUGUGACAUCUACUUCAGUUUGAUGUAUUUAGCUUGACAAAUUGAGUUCGGAUUAUAAAUGCACCUUCAGCUUAUCUCUUACUAAAUGCCUUGACUUCAGUUAAACUAUAGGUGGAAGACUUAAUUCCUGCUUAUUUAUAAAUCUGCUUAAAGCCGACAUUGGUGAUACGUUGUAAUUUGUCAUAGCAGAAAAAUAGAAACAUUUAUUUUCAGAAGAAAAUUUAAUAGAACUAAACUAUAUUUUUAUUGUGAAAUAAGUUAAUUCACUUAGUAUUCAAGCAAAGAAGCAUUUCUAUACUAUUUAAAAAUACCAGCUUUAAAAAAAGAAGUGUUUGUAAGUCUGGAACAGCUAGAUUGUGAGGUUGUAGAGGUAUCAACUUCCACACUGUUCUCCUUUUUCUUCUGAAAGAUUUGAGACACGUUGAUGUGUCUGUUGUGCAUGGAUUUCUGCUAUGAUCUGCUUGUCACUUCUGCAGGUGUUACAGAGGCAAUAAAGGUAACUGUGUGCUGCCA